CAAGUGUCGAGCUGCGCGUGCGCAACAGAGUCUUAGAGGAGCAGUAAGCCACCAGCAAGCAGUGUACACCACAAACAGGCCACCACAACAUGAAGUGCUUUUUCAUCCUGAUAGCGACCAGCCUAGUGCUGAGUGCUUGGGCCCAGGACGCGGCGGAGGCUGACCUGGAGCAGGUUGCUUCGGCAUCGGCUCCCGCAGCGGUGGCAGUGGAGGAUCAGGUAGGCGCCGCCAGCAGCUAUGCGCCGCUGCAGGAUAAGAAACAGGAGAAGCGGUAUGUUGGUGGAUAUGGUGGCUACGGAGCAGGAUACGGCGGAUACGGAGGCUACGGCGGGGGAUAUGGCGCAGGCUACGGAGGCUAUGGCUCCGGCCUGGGAGCGGGAUACGGAGGAGCCUACGGCAGUGGCGCUGGCGUCGGAGUGGACAGCUACUACAAUCCGUAUGGCUCGCGUUCGCUGGGUGGAUUAGGUGAGGAUGGCGCUGCAGUGGCCGGAUAUGGUGGCUAUGGAUCCGCUCUUGGUGGCUACGGAUCCGGUCUGGGCGGCUAUGGCUCUGCCCUGGGUGGCUAUGGAUCGGGACUGGGAGGCUACGCCGGUUCCUACAACUCCAAUCCCUAUGCGCUAUCCUACUACAACGGCAGGCUGGGCGCUGGAGCCGGCACUGGUUAUCCGUACUACAACACCCGGUUCGGAGCCGGCGGAUACCCGUCCAGCUACUACACGAGCAACUACGGGAACAGCGUGGUGGGCGGCGGACUGGGCGCCUUGGGCGGAGUGCCGCCCAUCGGAUCCGGCUACAACUACGGCUCCGGCAUCUCGGGCACUGUCUACUAGACGGAGCUGCCAAGCGUAACGCAACGUUCAAGAUCUAAGCUAGUGGAAUUUAUUUUUUUUUCUUCGAUAUUUUUUUCUAACUUUAUUUUUAUUAAAAGAUGCUAUAAAAA
Messenger RNA from Drosophila rhopaloa, 940 nucleotides. RefSeq names its product keratin-associated protein 6-2. The transcript is spliced from 3 exons. The coding region runs from base 90 to 830 and encodes 246 amino acids. The record is from RefSeq and is a predicted model, not a curated record. NCBI's taxonomy places the organism in Eukaryota, Metazoa, Arthropoda, Insecta, Diptera, Drosophilidae.